GUUUGGACAGAUAUAGUAAUGCUGCAUGCAUCAACGAUGCAUGUGCGAGCGCGGGAACUUGCGGCAGCAGUAUAAGAACAUGCAGGUUCAAUGUUGUAGAUAUCGCACUUGACCGAACCGAACCUAACCUAACCCUACGUGAACAAACACCUUGGGCAUACGUCGAUUCUAGUAUUGCAGUAUUACUUCUACUUUGUAAAUAAAUUUGAUAGGCCUCCUGCAAGGUAGACCAGGUUUAAGGGGAGAUUCCGAACCAGUCCUUAGGAGGCAUCACCCCAUGGAAUACGGACCACAAAGACGAAUCCAAUUUCUUUUGCUCCCAUCUUGGAUCAUAGCGUUAAAUGAUAGGUCGACUUUUUUUCUUUCUUGCCAAACCGAAUGCUACCCAGCAGCCGAUGUUACCUUCUAUAUAAUUAUGAGCACUACUAAGACGGGCAGCCCUUGAUGAUGGAAGAUAUUAUUUAUGUACGGAGGUACAAUACUUGUAAGUAUGAGGAACGGGGUCGGUGGGGGGAAUAAAGAAUAAACAGAUGAUAUCUUACGCACUGUUAUCAGAGUCAGAACAGUUAGGUCAGCUGCUAAUGCUAAUGUUGGGAUGGUUAUUAGUUACGAAAUGGAGAGCGUCACGUUACCCGAAGGAAAGCGAGCAAUCUUCCCUCCGAUAUAUGACUUUAUCUGUGUUUAGUGUUUAUUUGGGGAGGGGAUUUUUUAUUUUGGCGCUUGUUGCAAGGAUGCUGAAGCGGCGCUAAAACUUGGUCUGGGGUCUCGGCGUAUGUGGGGCCAAUGAACCCGGUUUUGCGGACGUUAGCCGAUGGAGCAUCAAUCAUAUAGUGGUCAGAGCCACCUGCGCCCGCAUUUUUGACUUUCACCAAUGCCCUGGGACAGACAUUCAAAGAGCCAUGCCUUGAAUUACGUACGUAUGUACCUACCUGUACCUAAUAUAGGUAGGUACAUGUAUUUUACUUUAGGUCACUUGGGAUAGGUACCUGAGGCUACAUACCUUUAUAUUACUAUCAAUUAUAGUUGAAAUGAACCUCAGGUUUCAUCUAUAAAUAUGCAAGCAGCUAGGUACCUUAGGUACACAUGGUAUCUCAGAUAUUAUGUACUUUUGAUAGGUUAGGCAAACGUAUAAUAUUGGAAACGACG
This is a messenger RNA of Daldinia caldariorum, 1146 nucleotides long. RefSeq lists its product as uncharacterized. The transcript has 2 exons. The coding region runs from base 531 to 749 and encodes 72 amino acids. Lineage: Eukaryota; Fungi; Ascomycota; Sordariomycetes; Xylariales; Hypoxylaceae. The record is from RefSeq and is a predicted model, not a curated record.